Fonsecaea monophora is the source of this 1026-nucleotide messenger RNA. RefSeq lists its product as hypothetical. The transcript is spliced from 2 exons. Lineage: Eukaryota; Fungi; Ascomycota; Eurotiomycetes; Chaetothyriales; Herpotrichiellaceae. Bases 1 to 1026 code for a protein of 341 amino acids. The record is from RefSeq and is a predicted model, not a curated record.
AUGGCACACACUUUCCGUGUUGCCCUUGCAACAGGCGGCCCUUUUCGACUACUUCUUUAUUCAUGUAUUGACGAAGGGGACGAGUUUCUCAAACGGAGUCCCGAGACGAAUGGUCUAGCAUCAGUCCAAGUUGACGACAAGAUCCAGGCGGCAGAAGAAACAAUAAGACGAAAACUCAACGGUCGUUACAGAGGACUACUGGAAUCUACCGAAUCCCCCGGUGAACCAGGAGUCAAGCGUGUCGACUUCCUUCAUCGGACCGUCCGCGAUUUCCUGGUGACAAAGAAAAUGCAGGAUCUGCUUGCUUCUUACUCGGCACAAAACUUCAAUGCGUAUCUGUGCAUAUGCGAAGCGUUCAUUCGACAAGGCGAGAAUUUCCCAGGCAGUCUGAGCUCCCGUCAGUGGAACAACUUCAUGAAAUAUGCCUUAGCAGCAGAGGACGAAUUGGGCACUCCAAGCACACCAUUACUCCACAGAAUGAACGAUAUUUGUCACUUAUGCAGCCCGACGGAUAAAGAUAGCCUGGAGCCUGUUGACAGCAAGGACAGAUCGUUUCUGCUGAGAACCAUUGAAUUUGGUUUCGUUCCUUAUGUUAAAGAUCGACUUCAAAGACAACCGGAUCUAUUUUUAGGCCAUGGCAUAGAAAUUUUAUGGACGUUAAUCGAGAUAACCUUCAUUACCAGGCGACCUAAAGACCAGGAGCCUAGGUUCGAGAUGGCUCAACUCCUGCUUGAGAACGGUGUCGAUCCAAACGGCGUGGUAAACGGCAAGCCAAUGCUGCAUAACCUUCUUGACCUUGCUUUCAUGGAAGGAGAAAGUCUGGCUUUAAUGAGUGGAUACUAUUUUCGGAUACUCAUACUGUUGCUCAAGCACGGGGCAAUAUUUCGACCAGACCUCGUGGAUGAAGAUUGUGGAGUGGGCGGCUUGAUAACGCGCAUGCACUCCACGAGACAACAUCUGGGGUUCGCGCAGGAGAUAUUUCGUCUUUUGCUUGACAGAGGACUUGAUCCUAAUCUCAUGGCAUAG